Lolium rigidum is the source of this 1449-nucleotide messenger RNA. Its product is annotated as taxadiene 5-alpha hydroxylase-like. The record is from RefSeq and is a predicted model, not a curated record. Gene Ontology annotation, molecular function: oxidoreductase activity, acting on paired donors, with incorporation or reduction of molecular oxygen; monooxygenase activity; iron ion binding. The transcript is spliced from 3 exons. NCBI's taxonomy places the organism in Eukaryota, Viridiplantae, Streptophyta, Magnoliopsida, Poales, Poaceae. Bases 1 to 1449 code for a protein of 482 amino acids. Gene Ontology annotation, biological process: sterol metabolic process.
AUGGAUUAUUUGCUCGUAGCGGUAGCAGCACUCACUGUCACGGCCUCGUCCAUAGGCUUCCACCUCCUGACCAGAGCAAAGAAACCAUGUCCGGCCAAGUUGCCCCCGGGCUCUCUCGGUCUGCCGGUGAUUGGCCAGACCAUCGGCCUCGUCCGCGCCAUGCGCGCCAACAGCGUCGACCGGUGGAUUCAGGAGCGAAUCGACAGAUACGGGCUGGUUUCGAAGCUCUCGCUGUUCUGCACGCCGGCGGUUCUUCUGGCUGGCACGGAGGCCAAUCAGUUCGUGUUCUUCUGCAGCAUGCUGCCUGUGUGGCGGCCGCGGUCCUUCCAGCGUAUCAUCGGGGAGAAGAACAUGAUGAACCUCUACGGCGACGACCACCGGUGCAUCCGUGGGGCGGUAAUGGAGCUCCUUAAGCAUGACAUGCACAGGUUGUACGUCAGGAGGAUGGACUCGGAGGUGAGGCGCCACCUGGAGAAGAACUGGGCCGGCCGCACCCCCGUCACGGUGCUGCCACUGAUGAAGCGGCUGGCGCUGGACAUCAUCUGCGCGCUACUCUUCGGCCUCGAGCCCGGCGCCAUGCGUGACUACCUCGCCGCCGACUUGGUGCGCAUGCUGGAGGGCACCAUCGCGAUCCCGGUGAACCUGCCGUUCACGGCCUUCGGCCGGAGCCUCAAGGCCAGCGGUAGGGUUCGAAGGCUACUCAGCGGGAUCGUGCGAGAGAAGAAGGCCAAGCUGGAGCAGGGCAAUUCGGCGCCGAUCAAUGACCUCAUAAGCCGCCUGCUCUGCCUGACAGACAACCAGGGCCAGCAGCUGCUGACCAAUGACGAGAUCGUUGACAACAGUAUGCUCGUCCUCCUCGCCGGCCAUGACACCACGUCCUUACUCAUGACGUUCAUGGUACGUCACCUCGCUAAUGAUCAGGACACCCUCGCCGCGAUGGAGCAAGAGCAUGAGGAGAUUGCGAGGAACAAGGCUGCUGGAGAGGCUCUCACCUGGGAAGACCUGGCUAAGAUGAACUUCACAUGGCAAGUCGCACAGGAGACACUUCGCAUCGUGCCUCCAGCCUUCGCGAGCUUGAGAAUAGCACUCGGGGACAUAGAGUUCGACGGCUACCGCAUCCCAAAAGGAUGGCUGGUGUUUUUGGCGGCAAGCGCAACGCACAUGGACCCCAGCAUCUACCACGAGCCGGAUAAGUUCGACCCCUCCCAUUUCGACAACUACUCCUUGGCAGCGGGGCCACCGUGCUCCAAUCUCGCCUUCGGCUGCGGCCAUAGAAUAUGCCCCGGGAUAGUGUUUGCCAAGAUCGAAAUACUGGUGACGAUGCACUACCUAGUGAGACACUUUAAGUGGAAGCUAUGCUGCAAGGAGAACACUUUCGCCAGGGAUCCCUUGCCUUCGCCCCUGCUGCAUGGCCUGCCAAUACAAAUCGAGCACAUGACCUCUCCUUGA